AUGGCGGUCUUGUCUAAACCGGUCUCAGAACCAAAACCCGGGUUUUCUCCAAUCCCGGUUAUAGAUAUCUCUAACCCGGAAUCCAAACACAACCUCGUCAAAGCCUGUGAAGACUUUGGUUUCUUCAAGGUGAUCAACCAUGGCGUUUCCUCUGAGCUAGUCUCUGUUUUGGAACACGAAGCCAUCGAGUUCUUCUCAUUGCCUAAGUCCGAGAAAACACAAGCCGCUGGUUAUCCUUUUGGAUAUGGGAACAGUAAGAUUGGUCGUAAUGGCGAUGUUGGUUGGGUCGAGUACUUGUUGAUGAAUGCUAAUCUUGAUUCUUGUUCGGAUCCUCUCUUUUCGGGUCUUCUGAAAACCCCAGGAAUUUUCAGAAUUGCAUUGGAAGAGUACACAAGAUCAGUGAGGAAAAUGACAAGCAAUGUUUUAGAGAUGAUUACAGAUGGGUUAGGGAUUAAACCGAGGAAUACACUUAGCAAGCUAGUGUCUAAUCAAAACACCGAAUCGAUAUUGAGACUUAAUCACUAUCCACCAUGCCCUCUUAUCAACAAGAAGACUAAUGGUGGGAAGAAUGUGAUUGGUUUUGGCGAACAUACAGAUCCUCAAAUCAUCUCUGUCUUAAGAUCUAAUAACACUUCUGGUCUCCAAAUCAAUAUAACUGACGGCUCGUGGAUUUCUGUUCCUUCUGAUCCCACCUCCUUCUUCUUCAACGUAGGAGACUCUCUCCAGGUGAUGACAAAUGGGAGGUUUAAGAGCGUGAGGCAUAGGGUUUUAGCGAACGGAAGAAAAUCUAGGGUUUCGAUGAUUUACUUCGCUGGACCAUCGUUGACUCAGAGAAUCGCUCCGUUGACUUGUCUUAUAAACAAUGAAGAUGAGAAGUUGUACGAAGAGUUCACUUGGUCUGAGUACAGAAACUCUGCCUACAAAUCUAGAUUGUCUGAUAAUAGGCUUCAACAAUUCGAAAGGAAAAACUAUAUCAAAACAAAAUGA
Molecule: messenger RNA, 987 nt
Organism: Arabis nemorensis
Lineage: Eukaryota; Viridiplantae; Streptophyta; Magnoliopsida; Brassicales; Brassicaceae
Source: the annotation of a GenBank genome assembly